Molecule: messenger RNA, 789 nt
Organism: Dreissena polymorpha
Lineage: Eukaryota; Metazoa; Mollusca; Bivalvia; Myida; Dreissenidae
Product: outer membrane protein H.8-like
Exons: 5
Coding region: 208-495 (95 amino acids)
Source: RefSeq, a predicted model, not a curated record
CGUCUAUUACAAAGUGAUGCUAUAGUGUAAUGGAAACUUAAUGUUUGUGUAUAAACUAGUUACAAAAUACUAUUUUGGACACUAAUGUUUACAAAGACCGUAUCAAUUAUCAAGAUUAAAGUAGUUUUGGAUUAAGCACACUGCAUACUUAAUUUGUUUAACUGGCUUGAAAGAGAAUCUGGUCAUUUUGUAUCUUCGGAUAUUAGUAUGUUGAUCACAACCUUUAUUCUAAUCGCUGGUUGCAUUUUAAUGGCCCUGGUUACUCAAACAGAGUCAGCAACAACUGAAGCCCCGGAAACUCAAGCACCGGAAACUGAAGCACCAUCUACGCAAAUGCAGUCAGCAAAAACUGAAGCCCCGGUAACCUCAGCGCCAUCUACGGACAUGCAGUCUACACAAUCUAAAAGCAACAGCUCACCAACCACAAUCAAGUCUGCUUGCAUCGCUUUAAUGGUUGGCGUUUCAACAGCCAUUUGGGGUUUUGCAAUACCAUAGUCGGAAAACUGGGUCUUAAACUGGGUCUUAUAUGUCAUUGCGUAUUCUGCAUUCAUCCGACAAACUUGACUUUCGCUAAGUAGUUAUGCGAAUGGUGAUAUCACCUUUAGUUAAAAUUUUGGAAAACAGACAAAAAACGAAUUUUACAUCUUAAAAUGAAAUCAAAUACCUUAACGGAUUUAUUUUCAAAGAUAUUGAGCAAUUGUUUUUAAAAUCGGUUUGAAUUUUGGAUUCUAAUAACUACGUGAAUCGCUAUUUUCAUUUUUCAUAUUUAAAUAAAUAUUUACCAUCAAG